This is a messenger RNA of Prunus armeniaca (apricot), 1323 nucleotides long. The record is from the annotation of a GenBank genome assembly. NCBI's taxonomy places the organism in Eukaryota, Viridiplantae, Streptophyta, Magnoliopsida, Rosales, Rosaceae.
AUGGCGGUGGUCAACGUGAGCGUGAGGGAAUCAACGUUGGUGAAGCCGGCGGAGGAGACGCCGAGGCAGGUGCUGUGGAUGACCAACUUGGACCUGGUGAUUUUGGGCAACCACACGCCCAGCGUCUACUUCUACAGGCAGAACCAAAACAGUGUGCACGGUCAUCAUAACAACUUCUUCGACCCGCAGGUGCUCAAGCAGGCGCUCAGCAAGGCCCUCGUGCCCUUCUACCCGUUGGCGGGGCGCCUCGGGAAGGAAGGCAACGGCCGCGGCGAGAUCGACUGCAAUGCGGAGGGCGCGCUGUUUGUCGUGGCUGAGACGGGCUCCACCAUCGACGAUUUCGGCGACUUCGCCCCGACUCUCGAGUUCCGGAAGCUCAUCCCAGCCGUUGAUUAUUCGGCAGGGAUAUCAACUUAUCCCCUCUUGGUGUUGCAGGUCACAUACUUCAAAUGUGGUGGAGUGUCACUUGGUGUUGGCCUGGAACAUCGUGUAGCAGAUGGCCUUUCUGGUCUCCACUUUGUAAAUACAUGGUCUGAUAUUGCUCGAGGUCUUGACCUUACAAUUCCACCAUUCAUUGACAGGACAUUACUUCGUGCCCGAGACCCACCACAGCCUGCAUUCGAUCACAUUGAAUACCAACCUGAUCCACCCAUUAAAACCGGUACAAAAGCUGUAGGUGAUGAAAGUGCAACGGUAUCCAUUUUUAGAUUGACACGGGAGCAGCUCAACAUCUUGAAAGCCAAGUCUAAGGAAGAUGGGAACACAAUCAACUAUACCACAUAUGAGAUGUUGGCAGGCCAUGUUUGGAGAUGUGCAUCUGUGGCACGUGAACUUCCUGAUGAUCAAGAGACCAAACUACAUAUUGCAGUUGAUGGAAGGUCCAGACUGCAACCCCAACUCCCACCUGGUUUCUUUGGCAAUGUGGUUUUUGCAGGCGCACCAAUUGCUGCAGCAGGGGAUCUCAAAUCAAAACCAACAUGGUAUGCUGCAAGCCGUAUUCAUGAUACUGUUGUGCGUAUGGACAACGAUUAUCUUAGAUCAGCGUUGGACUAUCUUGAACUUCAGCCUGACCUGUCACCCCUUGUUCGUGGAGCUCAUACUUUUAGGUGCCCGAGACUUGGAAUAACUAGUUGGUCUAGGCUGCCGAUCUAUGAUGCUGAUUUCGGUUGGGGUCGACCUAUUUUCAUGGGGCCUGGUGGAAUGGGAUAUGAGGGGUUGGCUUUUGUGUUACCAAGUGCAACAAAUGAUGGAAGUUUAUCGGUGGCCAUUUCUCUGCAGUCUCAACAUAUGAAAUCAUUCUCCAAGUUGUUGUAUGAGAUAUAA